This is a messenger RNA of Labrus bergylta (ballan wrasse), 985 nucleotides long. It is a transcript of the gene nsmce1, whose product is annotated as NSE1 homolog, SMC5-SMC6 complex component. The record is from RefSeq and is a predicted model, not a curated record. Gene Ontology annotation, cellular component: Smc5-Smc6 complex; nucleus. Gene Ontology annotation, molecular function: ubiquitin-protein transferase activity. Gene Ontology annotation, biological process: double-strand break repair via homologous recombination. Lineage: Eukaryota; Metazoa; Chordata; Actinopteri; Labriformes; Labridae.
ACGAAGAAGAAGAAGAAGAAACACGGAACUGCGGAGGAGGCGCGCUUUGCAAGAAGGGAACUGGAAAACUUGGAACACAGUUAAUUUUACGUCAGUCCAGAGUCAUGUCACGACAGAUGGGAGACAGCCAGCGCCGCUUUCUACAGACCAUGAUGGCGUGUGGCAUCGUUGAUGAGCCCGGGGCACGGAGGCUCUAUCAGUAUUGUUGUGAGACCCACAACACACAGCAAGCCCCCGACCAGCUGGAUGAUUUCAUCGACACCAUCAACUCAAAGCUGCAGCCUUUGUUCAUGCAGAUUAGGAAAGGGAUUUCUGAAGACAGCGGUCACCAGUACUACGCCUUGGUAAACAUGGCAGUGACUGAUGUCACCAGGAUGUCUUCAGAUUACGCCGACAAUGAGCUGGAGCUGUUUGUAAAAACGAUGGACCUGAUCGUGGGCUCUGAUAACGGCAGCGCGUCCUCCACAGACAUUUUAAACAGCGCCGACACCCUGACCAGUAAAAAGCUGAAGAAGAGCGAGACGGAGCACCUCCUGAACCGACUUGUGCACGACAAAUGGCUGAAUGAGAAAAGGGGGGAGUACACUCUAUCCACCAGAUGUAUUAUUGAGAUGGAGCCGUACAUCCGCACGAUGUAUCAGGACCAGGUCAAGGUGUGCCACAUCUGUCACAACAUCGCCAUCCAGUGCCAAAUCUGUGAGAAUCCUACAUGUGGAAUCAAAAUACACAACCCGUGUGUGGCGAGAUACUUCAAAGGCCGACCCGAGCCGCGCUGUCCGGCGUGUGAGGACUUCUGGCCUCAUGAGAUCCCAGAAGUCCGGCGGCCACUCUCUCAGUCCAGAAGAUGAACAUGUCUGCAGAAAAAGUUGUUUCUGUUGAUUUCUGUUUUAACAACUUUAUUUUCAACCAAACUGUAAAUAUAAAAAUGUUGUGUUUAUUUAAAAAAAUAAAACGAGCCACUGAGAAGUAAUGCUGAUGUUGUUCU